Molecule: messenger RNA, 1391 nt
Organism: Drosophila mauritiana
Lineage: Eukaryota; Metazoa; Arthropoda; Insecta; Diptera; Drosophilidae
Product: protein GUCD1
Exons: 4
Coding region: 194-862 (222 amino acids)
Source: RefSeq, a predicted model, not a curated record
CCGCUGCACCUGGCCACACUGACCAGCGUUUAAGCAAAUUCUCAGACCAAAACAUUCCCAGUUCAGUUUCCAAUUGGACGCCAGGAUCAAAGGAGCGCAGCCGCGGGCACAGGAGCACGCGAAGCACACGGAGCCAAGGACUCGAGGACCCGAGGAGCACAAGAAGCCAAGAAGAGCCCAGCUGCUGGCCAGGAUGAACGGACUGCCGCCGAGCAAGCAUUACAACCUGACGCACUACCAGCAACGCUACAACUGGGACUGCGGUCUGUCCUGCAUCAUUAUGAUCCUGUCGGCGCAGCAAAGGGAGCAGCUCCUUGGGAACUUUGAGGCCGUGUGCGGCGAGGAGGGAUUCGGCUCGAGCACCUGGACCAUCGACCUGUGCUAUCUGCUGAUGCGCUACCAGGUGCGCCACGAGUACUUCACCCAAACGCUGGGGAUCGAUCCCAACUACGCGCAGCACACGUACUACUCCAAGAUCAUCGACAAGGACGAACGGCGCGUGACGCGCAAGUUCAAGGACGCCCGGGCACACGGACUGCGCGUGGAGCAGCGCACCGUGGACAUGGAGGUCAUUCUGCGGCACUUGGCCCGCCACGGUCCCGUCAUCCUGCUGACCAACGCCUCGCUGCUCACGUGCGAGGUGUGCAAGCGCAAUGUCCUGGAGAAGUUCGGGUAUGCCGGACACUAUGUGGUGCUCUGCGGAUACGACAUGGCCGCCCAGAAGCUCUUCUACCACAAUCCCGAGGUCCACGAUGGCCACAUUUGUCGCUGCCUCAUCGAGUCCAUGGACACGGCCCGGCGCGCCUAUGGCACCGACGAGGACAUCAUUUUCAUAUACGAGAAGAAGGAAACUAGGGAGUAGUAGAUGGAUUAGCCAGCGGAACAGAGGAACAGAUGAAUAGAUGAACAAAUGAACAGAUAAACAAAUGAACAGAUGAACAGAAGUACCUGCCGUCGCCAGGUUGCCAGGUGAUGAGAACGGAUGAUUGGAAUCUGCGCUUGUGAUAUUAGGACUUUAGGAGGAGACCUUCUGGGGGGGGACUUCGAGUGGGAGGUAAGAGAAAUAGCUGUCUGGUUAACUUUGGCACAACAGUGUACUUUAUUUAGGUAUUGUUAGCAGUUGGUCCCCAUACAAAAAACAAUUACACACAUAUUUAUGUAAACUUGCCAGGCAGCGUCUACUCGUACAUUUUAGAGGCGUUCCAUUGACGCGCCAAAAACCGUCGGAGGAAAGUCCGAAAAUCCAAUGUUAUUCAUAGUUAUGUUUAACACAGAACAAUAAUAAUUGUUCCUAGCUAACUUUCCGUUAAACGCCCCCCAACUAAUUUUCAUAUUUGUAGUACGAAAACAUUCCAAUAACGAUUAUGCGUGUAUGUAUAUGUAGAAAAUAA